AUAGCCCUUUCAUCCCAGUUCCUCAAGAUCAUUUGAGAAGUGCUUUUAAUUGUCUGUAUGUUCAUGAUUGGGUUAUAAUUUGUGAGAAUGAAGAUAUUUUGUGUAUUUAUUGUCGGUUUAAGUAUUUGCGGAGCUGGUAUUAUUAAAAGGGGUGAAGGAUCCGAAGAUGAUUCAGUAAGUGUUGAGGAUAAUUACAAUGAUGAUUCUGAGGAUUCCUUUGUUUCUGAAGAAACCGUGAAUGAUGAAUCUGUUUUGACUCGACCUGGAGGGUAUCAUAGAGGACAUGGGAACUGGACUGGGAAAAGGAUUGCUAGAUCUGUUGGCAACGGACUUAAUGAGCUUCAGGUGUCUACAAACUGCAGAACUGUUGUAGCGAUCAAUGUGGCUGAUCCUGUCUCCUGUUCUAAGAUUAAGCAGGGGGAGUUACUGAAGUUCGACGCCGUUUAUUCUCCAGGUUGGGGCUCAGUGGUAACUGGAGGUCCUCAUGAGAAGGAGCAUGGUCAGGCUAACCCGGGUCAAUAUCAGGGAUCUGAUCCUAAUUGGUUGGAUCACUAUGGGAACCUGGAUAUAUCAAGUUUACCAGGACGGUGUAGGUAUGAUCCGUACAGGGCUCUCCAGGACCCAACUACUGCUUGUCUCUGUGUUGCUACUCAGGAGACCUGUACCCAGAAUAGAGACGGAUGUUUCUGGUAUGAUGAUAAGAAGACAGGAUACAAGGAAUGUAUUUCUAAAGCAGAGAAGUUUUAUAAUCAACUGUAUGCGCUUCUCAAGAAGAGGGGAAAGAAGUCCUUUGCUAUCAACAUCAAAUAUGGAGCCACAGGAGCAAGGGGUGAACUUCCACUUGGACCCUAUGGUCCUGCCAUCAUCGGAGCUGGAAAUCCUAAUCCUUCUUCAACCAUGGGUAUUUACAAGCAACCUGCCGGGACACAACCUUAUCCUAAACCUGCGUCAUAUGGGCCUCAACCUGACAAUUCCUAUUCUCAGGGGGGAAGUCUUUAUGGCAAAAGUAAUCCGCUCCAGGGUGAAUACAGGACUGAACCUAGCAUGUACCAACCUAACCAAUACCAGACCAACCCGUCAAAUAUGUACCUACCCAACCUGCCAAAUUUGUACCAACCCAACCAGCCCGACAUGUACCAACCCAACCAGCCCAACAUGUACCAGCCCAACAUGUACCAACCCAACCAGCCCAACAUGUACCAACCUGACUUGUACCAGCCAAACAUGUACCAACCUAACCAGCCCAACAUGUACCAACCCAACCAGCCCAACAUGUACCAACCCAACCAGCCCAUUUUAAACCAAAAUCAGGGAAACUGGAGGCUAGAUCAGGGCAUGCAGCAACAAUUUCAAGGUAAUCCAGGCAUGAACUUUGGACCUCCUUAUCAAACUAUGAUGCAAGGAUCUCAGGCUCAGUUUGGUCAAGUUGGUCAAUCUGAUAAUAGGGGACCACAGCAACAACAGUCUGAUUAUAGGGGACCACAGCAACAACAGUCUGAUUAUAGGGGACCACCUCAGUAGCAGCAGCAACAAC
Messenger RNA from Eurytemora carolleeae, 1534 nucleotides. RefSeq names its product altered inheritance of mitochondria protein 3. The record is from RefSeq and is a predicted model, not a curated record. NCBI's taxonomy places the organism in Eukaryota, Metazoa, Arthropoda, Copepoda, Calanoida, Temoridae. Bases 88 to 1521 code for a protein of 477 amino acids. The transcript is spliced from 8 exons.